AUGAGUAUCGAACUCGGGCACCGAAUAAGGGGUCCGAAAGGGUCGAACGCUAUUGGUGAAAGGGGUCCGUAUGUACUGCAAUCGUCCUACCCCCGCCUCUUCUUAGGUACCCAGGGGCCUGGGCAGGGCAUUGCUAUAAAAGCAUACUGCGUUGCCCCUCGGAAACGUAGUAUUUUCCCGUGUACCGCACAAGAAAAACCGUCCACCACCAUGAAACUGCUCAUCGUUCUUUCCGCCGUAGUGGUAGCUGUUAGUGCUUACCCCGGACAUCCAUGGGCCGCACCGGUCCAUGCUCCAGCCGUUCACCACGUGAUCAACGUACCUCAACCGGCACCUGUUCCUCCAGUUCAUCCUCAGCCCCUAAACAUCAAGGUACCCCAUACUCAAUCGGUUAGAAUACCAUACCAAGGAGUGCACGUACCGUCACCACAUUUGGUUGGAGUUGAACAUUAUGUUCCGGAACCCGAGGUCAAGGUUGUAGCUAAACCGGUGGCUCAUCACCCCUGGUAGACGAAGAUCUUUCGAAGCAUCCUACCUACGAAUCAGCUGGUCCAAGGUGGCCCAGACAGGCUCGACCCUUUCGAGGGAAUCUUAAAUAAUAUCUACCAUCGGAAGACAAGAUCAAUUCUUCUUCUACUUUCAAUCUCGAAACAGUAUUAUAAUCGUCUGAAGAAUAUCCCGAGGAUCAUAACUGGACAAGGUUUGGAUCAUGAAGGAUAAAACGACACCCUCAGGAUCGAGCUUAGUUUUUGGACCACCCAAGGACCAAGACCAGGCAAUCAUGCUUAAAAAAAUGUCCACUCUCGCAUAACAUACACGCAUUAGACACAUCUAUACAAACAUAUUAAAAAAAAAAAAAAACAUUUGAUCGACACUUAUACGUACAUACCACUAUCAACAGGCGCAGUAACCUUCCAAAUCUACGAAUUUUCCUUAAAUUUCAUUUCGAGAGAAGUCCAUUCUCUCCGGUCCCUAGUUUUUCUUUUUCUUUUGAAAACUUUCUUUAUCAGUAUCACGAAAUUUUUGCGCGGCAUGUGAUAUUGAAAAAGACGU
This is a messenger RNA of Polistes dominula (European paper wasp), 1053 nucleotides long. RefSeq lists its product as uncharacterized. The record is from RefSeq and is a predicted model, not a curated record. NCBI's taxonomy places the organism in Eukaryota, Metazoa, Arthropoda, Insecta, Hymenoptera, Vespidae.